Messenger RNA from Lepus europaeus (European hare), 1002 nucleotides. Its product is annotated as transcription initiation factor TFIID subunit 9-like. The transcript has a single exon. Gene Ontology annotation, cellular component: transcription factor TFTC complex; SAGA complex; transcription factor TFIID complex. The record is from RefSeq and is a predicted model, not a curated record. Lineage: Eukaryota; Metazoa; Chordata; Mammalia; Lagomorpha; Leporidae. Gene Ontology annotation, molecular function: transcription coactivator activity; RNA polymerase II general transcription initiation factor activity; protein heterodimerization activity. Gene Ontology annotation, biological process: DNA-templated transcription initiation; RNA polymerase II preinitiation complex assembly. Bases 138 to 908 code for a protein of 256 amino acids.
CGUUGCUGCCAAACAUUCUGCUCACCGGUACUCCAGGGGUUGGGAAAACCACACUAGGCAAAGAACUUGCCUCAAGAUCAGGACUGAAAUACGUUAAUGUGGGUGAUUUAGCUCGAGAAGUUUGAUCACUGGAUAUCAUGGAGUCUGGCAAAAUGCCUUCUCCCAAGAGCAUGCCGAAAGAUGCACAGAUGAUGGCACAAAUCCUGAAGGAUAUGGCGAUUACAGAAUAUGAGCCAAGAGUUAUAAAUCAGAUGUUGGAGUUUGCAUUUCGAUAUGUGACCACAAUUCUAGAUGAUGCAAAAAUUUAUUCGAGCCAUGCUAAGAAAGCUACUGUUGAUGCAGAUGAUGUGCGAUUGGCAAUCCAGUGUCGUGCUGACCAGUCUUUUACUUCUCCUCCCCCAAGAGAUUUUUUAUUAGAUAUUGCAAGGCAAAGAAAUCAAACCCCUUUGCCAUUGAUCAAACCAUAUUCAGGUCCUAGAUUGCCACCUGAUAGGUACUGCUUAACAGCUCCGAACUAUAGGCUUAAGUCUUUACAAAAAAAGGCGCCUACUUCUGCAGGAAGAAUAACGGUUCCGCGGUUAAGUGUUGGGUCAGUUACUAGCAGACCAAGUACUCCCACACUAGGCACACCAACUCCACAAAACAUGUCUGUUUCAACUAAAGUAGCUACUCCAAUGUCCCUCACAGGACAAAGGUUUACAGUACAGAUGCCUGCUUCACAGUCACCUGCUGUAAAAACAUCCAUUCCUGCAACAUCAGCAGUUCAGAAUGUUCUGAUUAAUCCAUCAUUAAUUGGGUCCAAAAACAUUCUUAUUACCACCAAUAUGGUAUCAUCACAGAAUACUGCCAAUGAAUCCAAUGCAUUGAAAAGAAAACCUGAAGAUGAUGAUGACGAUGAUAAUUUGUAAUCUAACCUUGAUGCAUGUAAUGUGUACUUGGUCUUGAAUCCAUUGUACUGAAAUUAAACAAGUAUGUUUGAUGUUUUCAAGUUGUGUUUGAGAA